UGCUUAACCCCCGCCCGGGAAGUCACAGCGGAGCCAGGAAGGUUUCGUGGUGACUCAGGCGGUGGCUCAGCUCGGGGACUGACUCCUAGGCUAGCGGGGUAUCCAGGCAGCUUUGCCUCCCUGAUUACCUAGUCGCUCGCCUCUUUAUUUCCGCUUCUAACCAGAUCCAGCUAGAGGAACUUGAAAGGGGGUUGUGUAAUGUACCUUUUCCAAUCCCGGGCUGUAUAUGGAGAUUUGGGAUUCUUUAAACCAGUGCUACCUGGAUUUUAUUAAAAAGCGGGGACCUCUGGAGAAAGAAAGCUGGAUUUUCCAGGAAAGCAGAGCAAGCCGGGUCCCAGAGCCUGUUUGCUGGAGGGUGGAGGAGUUGGCGAGCCGAACGGAUGGACUAAAGGACAUUUUCAUACCAAAAAAAGGAAAGGCGGGCAAAAAGUCUGAGUUGGAUAUAAUUCCCGAGAGGGAAACAAGAACGGGGGGCAGGCGGCAGGAUGGCCGAGAGGCGAGGCGGUUAGGCGGGAAGGGGACUAUCCGCUCCAGCAGGCAAAGAAAAUGCCCCCAGCGGACUCUCCGCCGGCCGAAGACCAUGGAACUGCUCCGAGGCUUAUAUUUUAAACCCCUUUGAUUUGGGGUGUGUGGAGGGGGGGAGGGGCGCUGGGAGGGGGGGCGCCUGGGGAGGGGUGGAGGAAAACGAAACGGCUCGGAAGUUGGCACUCAGAUGAUGGAUGGCCGAGAUUUGGGGCCUCCCCGGUCUGUCCACGGCCCCCCCCCUCCGCUGCUGUCCGGGUUGGCAAUGGAGAGCCACCGGGUUGGUGCUGCCACGGCCGCCGGCCGCCUGCCUUCCUCUUCUGGCCACUUGGCCGCGGGGCUGCCGACUCCCCUGCCGCCAGGAAAGUACAUGCCGUCUGGAAUCAACCUCCACUCGCACCCGGGUGAGGCCUUCCUGGGUGGGUUUGUGGCCAGCGGACUAGGGACCUCCUCCACACCCCAUGGAAGCCCUGCCCCUUUGCCCUCUGACCUUCCCUUCCGGUCACCUACCCCCAGCAACCUGCAGAUGGUGCAACUGUGGGCCGCCCACUCCCAUGAAGGCUUUUCCCAUCUGCCUAAUGGGCUGUACCCUUCGUAUAUUCCCCUGAGCCACCUGGAGCCCCCCAACAGCGGCAGUCCCCUUCUGGCCCAGCUGGGGCAGCCCGGCCUCUUUGACUCUCCGAAAGAUGGAUUCUAUCUACCAGGCCAGGUGGCCCUGCACCCCCAGAACCCUGUUUCCAGGACCCCAGCCGGCCACUCGUCGGGCUCCCUGCUCCGGGACAAGGAUCUCAGCCACCUUCCCAAGAGCUCCCGGGAGGGCCCGGGGAAGGAGCACAGCAAAGAGAGGGCGUGCAGGGGGGACCUGCCACCCCCCUUCGGCAAGAGGGACGGCAAGGCCAAGGAGGAGCCGCGACCACGCAGCGUGGUGGACCUGACCCAGGACGCCAAGCCGGAGGGGGAGCGCAGGCUGAGCGGGCUGGAGCGAGCGGCCAAGAUGGGCGAGCGUCUGUCCCCCUUCCUGACGGAGCACGCGGGCCACCGGGGGCUGGGGGGCGCAGAGCCCAAAUCCAAAAACCCUCUGCAGACGUCGUCGCUGAGCAACUGCAACGGCGGCGGGGACCCUCUGCUGAAGGUCCUGGGCACAGAGCAGGACUGCUGUAGCAAGGACCCGGCCCGGCACGACGAGAACAUGCGGCCCGCCGCGCACGGCCACCUGGACAGAAUGAAGCGCGGCGAGGCCGUCCUCCCCGCCGUGACCACUUUGCACAUUUCCUGCACCUGCCCCUCUCCGCACCCCGUGCAGCAGCCGGGGAAGAUGACCCCCUCCUCGUCGGCCUCGGCGUGUGUGGCCACAUUCCCCCCGCAGCCCGUCCAUUCCAGCAUGUACACCAUCUUUCCCCCGGCCAAGGAGCCGGGCCGGGAGCACAAAGUCAUCGCCCCCACCUUUGUGCCUUCCAUCGAGGCCUACGACGAGCGCACGGGGCCCAUCCAGAUCGCCUCGCAGGCCCGGGACAACAAGGCCAAGGACAAGGAGGCGAGCAAAGUGGACGUGCUCCAGCCGCCCUCAGAGAGGGGCCUGGCCGAGCUCUCACGCGGCCUCCUGCCCCAGGACUUCCCGUGCCCGGGCGAUGCCCGGAGGGCCGAGGUGCUGCGGGAGAAGAACUCGGUGAUCCGGGCCAACUCGUCGGUGCUGAAGCGGCACACCACCUCUGAGCCCUUCCAGAGCCGCGCCGGGCUGGGGUCCCCCGAGAGCAGGGACUACCUCCCCCCCAAGGACCUGCUGAAGCCCGAGGUCGAGCACCGCGCCUGUGAGCGGGAGCGCUUCUCCAGGGCGGCCCCCAAGGAGGCGGCCAAGGCGUACGGCGCCCUGGAGCCUUCCCGGCAGCACCCGGACCCCGGCCAGCUCAAGCUGCCUCCUGAGCAGAAGUGGAAGCCCUUCGAGAUGAGCAACUUCGCCACCACGCAGAUGGCCGUGCUGGCCGCGCAGCACAACCACGUGAGCCGGGUGGAGGAGGAGGCGGCCAAGAAGGCCUAUCUGGACCCCAGUGGGCUACCGCGGGUGUCUGUGGUGGGAGGCCCCCGCGUCGGGGGGGACCUCCAUCCCGUCUCUCACAGCGAGGGCUCUGCCAUGCAGAGCCUCAUCAAGUACAGCGGCAGCUUCGCCAAGGAGGCCUCGGCCCGGCCCGGCAGCGGCAAGAAGAGCCCUUUCGGCGGGCUGGGCAACAUGAAACUGGACCCCUCGCAGCUCGGUGCCGCCAAAGUCCAGCAGCUGCUCUCCCACCAAGGGGGCAAGCAGCUGAAGAGGGACCCCGAGAGGCCCGAGAGUGCCAAGUCUUUUGGGAGGGAGAGCAUUGGGUCGCAGGGGGAGGUGGAAGUGAGGCACCCGCCCGUGGGCAUUGCCGUGGCAGUGGCCCGCCAGAAGGACAACAGCAGCAGUAAGCUGGGGCCCAGCCUGGCGGACCAGGAUCGGUCUUUAUCCCUGAGCAACAUCAAAGGACACAGUCGUUCAGAUGAAGACUGCGGAGAUGACCGAGGCCGCCACAGGGAAGAACGCCUCCUGGGUGGGGGGCGCCUGGAGCGGGACCAAGAGAAGCUGCUCAGAGAAAGCAAGGAACUGGCUGACUUGGCUCGGAUCCAUCCCACUGGCUGUGCCACCAAUGGCCUAAAUCCCAACCUCAUGGUGACGGGGGGCCCUGCCCUGACUGGCUCUGGGCGUUGGUCCACGGACCCGGCUUCCCACCUGGCUGCACACCCAUGGUUACCCCGGACUGGUAGCCCCUCUAUGUGGUUAGCGGGCCAUCCCUAUGGCUUAGGCCACCCUUCCCUGCACCAGGGCAUGACUCCGGCUUUCCCUCCUGGGAUGGGGGGUUCUAUCCCUUCUUCUGCUUAUCAGUUUGCCAGAGACCCCCAGUCGGGACAGCUGGUUGUGAUCCCCAGUGAACACCUACCCCAUUUUGCCGAACUGAUGGAGCGGGCUCCCCCUCUGUGGCCUGCAAUGUACCCCCCAACCCGAAGCUCCCUCCAACACGCUCAUCAGCUCCAGCUGCUGUCUCACCAGCAGUUGCUACGGCAACACGAGUUGUACAUCUUGCAGCAGCAAGCCGCGCACGCCAUGGAGUUGCAGAGGAGUGCCCAGCUGGUGGAAAGGUUAAAGGUCAACGAACAGCGAGCUGAGAUGGAAGAGAAGGUCUCCAAGCGGAGCCUGGAGAGUAGUAAACAGGGUCUCCCCUCCUCCAGUUCAGGACUGAUUCACCGGAAGCCCCCCGUCCUCUCACCUAGCACUUCUACUUCCUACAGCAAGGCUGUGAGCCCACCGCCCUUAUCCCCCCGUACCUCACCUGUGACAGUGCUCAAAGCUAAGGUGAUCCAGAAAUUGGAGGAGACACCCAAGCCACCGGCUUACUCCUACCCUGCCACCCCUAGUUCUCACCCUUCUAGCCCUCCACCUGCCUCCCCACCUCCGACCCCUGCUAUCCCCCCCAAAGAGGAAGCUCCAGAAGAAAUAGAGAAGAAAGACUUGGAACUAGAGAAAGAAGCCUCCAGCCCAUUCCAAGCCUUGUUUCCAGAGAUUCCUCCAAGAUAUUCAUUCCAGUCCCUUCCCCCCUCUUUUGGGAGACAUUACCCAUACCUCCUGCAGCCCACGGCGGCGUCUGAUGCAGAUGGGCUAGCCCCGGACGUGCCAUUGCCCGCUGAGGGACCCGAACACAUGGAAUUGUCCCCGGAGGAUAAGCCCCUGCAUUUGCCCCCGUCCAAGAUCGUAGAGAAUCUCCAGGCCACCCCCGAAGAAGAGCCCUUGGAGGAGAGGGUGAAGGCUGAGGUGGAGGAAAUGGAAGAGAGCCAGGAAGAGCUCCCCGAGCCAAACUUGGAGCCCCCCAGCCCACUGACCCCAGCAGCCAGGCCGGCCCAGAGCCCAGACAACUGUGGUCACCUAUCGCAGCCGGCCAAAUCGUUAGGCCCCCUGGAACAGGAGCUAGACGAGAUUCAGGCCUGCCCGGCACAGUACCAGGCUGGGUCUUCUUGCCCGUCUGAAGUCGAAGCUGAGACUCGGGAUGAGGCCGAUGCUGGGCCUGAGGCCUGCUCCGUUCGCAUGGAUUACGAAGGCCCGCUGAAUAAAGAUGAAGAAGAUCUCCCUAGGGUGGAACUCACGGAGGAACCGCAUGAGAAGCAGAGCCCACCUCUGCCCAGCGGGCCUCCACCCAGUGUAGAAAUUCCGGAGAGGGACUCUGCUGCGGGGGGCCAAGAGUUCUUCGGCCUCCCGGUGGAGGAGGCAGGGCCGGUGCCCCCCGGCCCCCAGUUUCCAGAAGAAGCUGUCCCCUGCCAGCUCCCCACCCUGGACAUUAAGCCCGAUGACCCACUGGCCGGAAUGAACGCGUUGGUGGCUGCCACAGAGCUUCCUCAGGCCUACCCCAUGCUGAACGCUGGUGGUGUCACCCAAGCCCUGGUGAACCUGGAAGUGGCUGAGAGCCUGUCCCUGGAGCAGAGCUUCUUACAAGGCAUCACUCUGCUGAGUGAGAUCGCCGAGUUAGAACUGGAGAAGAGGAAGCAAGAAGUGGAAAGUCCAGAGAGCUGUCCCGUGAGACCCACCCUGGAGAGCUUGCUAGCUGCCAGCACCCACAUGUUGAUGGAGGUGCUCUCCAACCCAUUCAUGGACCCUUUGAAGACCAUCAGGCUGCCCCGAGAACUGAACCCUAAUAAGAAGUAUAGCUGGAUGCAGAAAAAGGAUGAGCCGAUGUACUCCAUCAAGUCUGCCAUUGAGAAUAUGGAUGCAAUGGAGCUCGACUACCGGAUGCGCCUGGCCGAGCUGCAGCGGCGCUACAAGGAGAAGCAGCGGGAGCUGGUGAAGCUGCAGCGGCGCAGGGACUCUGAGGAAAAACGUGAAGAGAAAAGUAGAAGCUUGGCGCGAAGGGGCCCUGGAAGGCCGCGGAAACGGAAGCAUGGAUCGAGUGCUCUGUCUCCUCCUCUGGAAAAAGGGAAGAGUGACGGCAAGAGCGGAAAGCUGAGCAAGUCUUUGCUGCUGUCAGAAGACUCUGAGAAUGGAGAAGGGAUGCGGAAGAGACACAAAGGGUCCAUCCCUGAGGAUGAGGACGGUAUGGACAGUGGAAUUGGGAAAGCAAAAGGGAGACACCAGAAUUGGGAUGAGCACGAGACCUCAUCAGGCUUUUCAAAUGAGCUAAAGGUCAAGAAGAAGAAGGUGGCCAGUGACCAGGAGCAGCUGGCAACUAAGCUGGAUAAGGCCCUGUCCCUCACCAAGCAAGACAAGCUGAAGUCGCCUUACAAGUUUUCAGACAGUUCUGGGGGGAAGCAGAAAAGUAGUGGGGUUAGCAGCAGGUACUUAUCUCCCCAUGAUGCUCUGCUGAGCAAGGAAGAGAAAAAAGUCCUGACCAAGGGCCUGAGCCUAUCCCUAAAACCCUCUAAAGAAGGUAAAAAUAAAUUCGCUGCCAAAAUGAAGAUGGAGGUGGGGCUAAAGGUCAAAAAUCAACUGAAAGUUUCCCACUCACCUGUGAUAUCGGAAAUGAGCAGCUACUCCUAUAAUACGGACUCAGAGGAAGAUGAUGAAUCCCUGAGGGAUGAGUGGCCUUCACAGUCUCCAUGCAGCUCCAAAACGAGACCUUCCAGUCUCUACAGCGUAGUGGCCAAAAAGAGCAGCAAGUCGGCUGGAGGUCUCAAACCACCCAAGAGGGGCGUGUCCGCCACCAGAACUCUCAAAGCUAAGCAGGCCACAAGCAGAAAGCAAUCAUUUGGUUUGCUACUCCGAGAAGCCGAGGCUAGAUCUUCCUUCAGUGACUCUUCGGAGGACUCAUUUGAUCAAGAUUAUAGCUCUGGAGAGGAGGAAGAAGAUGAUGACGAUGAAGAAGAGGAGGAAGAAAUGGACAGCUAUGGGAUGAAUGGCCCCAAUAGGCUUUCAUCGCCGUCCCUGGAUGAGAGUGGUCUGGGGUUGCUGGCCCGUUUUGCGGCCAGCGCCAUGCCUAGCCCCAUUGUGGCUCCCCCACUUUCCAUCAUCCAGUUGGAAGCCAAACAGAAGGCAAAAAAGAAGGAAGAGAGGCAGAGUCUAAUGGGGACUGAAUUUGAGUACACCGACUCAGAGAGCGAAGUCAAAAUCAGGAAGAAGUCCCCGUCAGGACUGCUUCGUGGGAAGAAGGGGCUGAUGGAGCAGGGGGGAGCCCCACCUGCACCCUCUCCCAGUACCCUCGUUGUCAGCCCUUCUGGCCCCGAGAAGGCCAAGAUCGCCGUGGAGAAAGGGCGCAAGUCAAAGAAGCUCAAGUCUCCCAAGGAGUCCAGCUUUGAGUUUGGGCUGGAGGUGAGCGACGAUGACCUGUGGAACAGGCGCAGGAGUGAGAGGAUUUUCCUCCACGAUGCUACCACUUCAGCCGCGGCUUUGUCCCCCGCUUCCUCUACUCCUGUCUCCAAGGGAAGCCGCUGUGGCAAAGGGACCCCACUGAGCCCCAGAAAGGAAGGUGGCAAAGGGAAGGAGAGGAAAGAGCUCAACAAGCAGAAGAAGAAGGGGAAGGAGAGCUCCUGCUGUUCCUCCAUGUCGCCUCCUGGCAUCCCCUCCCUGGCCCCAGAGCCUCGGGCAUCCUUAACCAGCUCCAUGGCCAACAAGAAGAACAAAGCCAAGGCCAAAGGAAAGGAGGUGAAGAAAGAGAACCGAGGGAAGGGAGGAGCUGUGAGCAAGCUGAUGGAGAGCAUGGCUGCUGAAGAGGAUUUUGAACCCAACCAAGACAGCAGCUUCUCUGAGGAUGAGAACUUGCCCUUGAGCAUGCUGGUAGAACGACCACUGACCCCAGCCCCCCGAUCCUGCAUCAUUGACAAGGACGAGCUGAAGGACGGACUGAGGGUCCUCAUCCCCAUGGACGACAAGCUCUUGUAUGCUGGGCACGUGAAGACAGUCCACUCGCCGGACAUAUACCGGGUGGUGGUAGAAGGAGAGAGAGGCAACCGACCUCACAUCUAUUGUCUGGAGCAGCUCCUGCAGGAAGCGAUCAUAGAUGUGAAGCCUCCUUCCAUCCGAUUCUUGCCCGAGGGAACCAGGAUCGCUGCUUAUUGGAGCCAGCAGUACCGCUGUCUCUACCCUGGCACUGUGGUCCGAGGGGCCCUGGAUCUUGAAGAAGAUGGAGAUCUGAUCACGGUGGAAUUCGACGAUGGGGACACAGGGAGGAUUCCUCUGUCUCACAUCCGCCUCCUGCCCCCAGACUACAAGAUUCAGUGUGCAGAGCCUUCCCCUGCCCUCCUCGUGCCCAGUGCCAAACGCCGCAGCCGAAAGUCCAGCAAGGAUGCCGGGGAAGGGAAAGAGGGCAGUAACCUGGGGUCGGAGGAGUCUGGAGCGAAGGGCAAAGGCCGAGGGCGGAAACCAAGCACCAAGGGCAAAAGCGAAGAGGCCAGUCUCCCAGAAGAGGCGGCCCAGACGGAGCCUCCUGCGGGGGCCUCUUUGACGCAGGACAAGCUGGGCCCCAAGAACGCCAAGAAGAGCGCCCUGGGGCUGCCCGAGGAGAAGCGGAGCAAAGCCGCUAAAAUGAGAAUGCCCCCCAAGUUGCACAGCCCGGCGCCGCCCCCUUUCCAGACGGCCACGUUCGGGAACCCGUUGGCCCCAGAGGCGUACGGGGAGCUGGCGGCUUUCGGUGCCGCUGACAGCCCCUCCGGGAGAUCGAAAGCCAAGAAGGGCAGGGGGGCCGAGGAGGCGGCCGACUUUGGCCCGGCCUCCAAGGGCUCCAGGAGGCCCGCAGAGAGCGAGCUCCUCAUCAAACUGGACCACGAAGGGGUGACGUCCCCCAAGAGCAAGAAGACCAAGGAGGCCAUGAUGUUGCUGGAGGACGCAGGCCUGAGCGGCCGGAGGGAGAGCAAGAGCCUCGUGGCCUUGAGCAGCUACUCUUCCCUGGGCGGCGGCGAGGCCAAGGCCAAGGCCAAGGCCGCCCGAGGGAAGGCCCCUGAAGAGGAUGCCUUGGCGCCCCCCUUCGCGGGCAAGUUUGAGGGCUCUGGGGACCCGCUGGCCCCUGAGAAGGACAAGGGAGACCCGGGAGUGGCAGAAGCGGCUGAGGAGUCGGAGAGCAGCAGCAGCUCCAGCUCCAGCAGCAGCAGCUCCAGCAGCUCCAGCAGCUCUGAGACCGAAGGGGAAGAGGAGGGAGACAAGAACAGAGGGGAUACCCGCGGGGAAGACAGCAGCUCCUCCAGUUCCCGGGCCUCCAGCCCCAUGUCUUCUUCCAAUUCCUCCACCUCCUCCUCUUCCAGCAGCAGCAGCUCUUCCUCCUCCUCCUCCUCUUCCUCUUCCUCCUCCUCUUCCUCUUCUUCCUCCACCUCCUCCAGUUCCAGCUCAUCAUCGUCCUCUUCUUCCUCCUCCACGACGGAUGAAGAUUCCUCCUGCAGCUCAGACGACGAGGCGGCCGAGGAGGCCCAGGCAGGCCCCUCCUCGGUGCAGCCAGACCUGCCUCCCAAGUCGGCCAAGCAGGCAGGGAAAUCUCGGACCUCCUCCCACCCACCCGGCAAGAAGCAGCCACAGCAGCCGCCAACCCCUCAGGCACAGAAGGUCCAGGCUGGGGGCAGCAAGAGCCGCCCCAAAAAGCGCGAGGGGAUCCACCUGCCCACCACCAAGGAGCUGGCCAAGCGGCAGAGGCUGCCCUCUGUGGAGAACAGGCCCAAAAUCGCUGCCUUUCUCCCAGCCAGGCAGCUGUGGAAGUGGUUCGGCAAACCCACUCAGAGACGGGGCAUGAAAGGCAAGGCCAGGAAGCUCUUCUACAAGGCCAUCGUCCGGGGCAAGGAGAUCAUCCGAAUCGGCGACUGCGCCGUCUUCCUGUCGGCCGGCCGGCCCAACCUGCCCUACAUUGGCCGCAUCCAGAGCAUGUGGGAGUCCUGGGGGAACAACAUGGUGGUGAGAGUCAAGUGGUUCUACCAUCCCGAGGAGACCAACCCCGGCAAGAAGCUCAACGAAGGCAAGCGCUGGGAUCAGAAGUCGGGAAGGAGCGUCCCCACAGCCCUGCAGACCUCCAGCCAGAGGAAAGACUUCAUGGAGCGUGCCCUGUACCAGUCAUCCCACGUCGAUGAGAAUGAUGUUCAGACGGUCUCCCAUAAGUGUCUCGUCGUUGGCCUGGACCAGUACGAGCAGAUGCUGAAGACCAAGAAAUACCAGGACAGCGAGGACCUGUACUACCUGGCGGGGACCUACGAGCCCACCACCGGCAUGAUUUUUAAUACAGAUGGAGUCCCUGUCAUCUGCUGAGUGGCUGAGCCCUGGACAGAGGCAUCAGAAGAGGAGAGUGAGAGUGAGAGACUGAGAGAGAGACUGAGAGCGAGAGAGGGAGAAAGAUGGAGAGACAAGAGAGAGAGCAAGAGAGACUGAAAGAGGAGAGAGAGAGAGAGAGAGAGAGCGAGAGAGAGAGAGAGAGCCAGAGCGAGAGAGAGCCAGAGCGCAAAAGAGAGAGAGAGAGAGAGAGAGAGAGAGAGAGAGAGAGAGAGAGAGAGAGAGAGAGAGAGCCAGCGAGCGCUACAUAGACGACAUGAUUGUUCUUUCACUUGCCUAACCUCUGAGUCGUGGGGGUGGGGGGUAUCCCAUCGGGACAGCGAAUGCUCAGAGAAAGAGACUGCAGAUGCCUUCGAGACAGCGCCAAGGACAGACUCUCCCCACGAGCCCCCUCCCCCGGCCGCCCGCAUAGAAAGGGCUCCUGACCAGCUGCCUUCACCCCCCCCUGGGAAAAACAAAGGGGGGAGAUUCUCAUGAUCACUGCCAUGGCGAGGGAGACUGCGCGUGCGUGCGUGCGUGCCUGUGUGCGUGCCUGUGUGUGUGUGUGUGUCUCCAGCCUCCAUUCAGAAUCCUGAGGUGCCCUUGGCUGGGGACACGGAAGAACCAUCAGGGUAUCUCUAGACAUAGCGCUAUUCUUAGCUGACGCUCCCUGGGCCUCGCGGCGGCCUGCCCCCAGCACCUGGGCCGCGCUUGGCUGUGGAGGCGGACGGUGCAUUAGGAGCGAGCGUUGAGCUGUCUCUGGCAGUGGUCUGGGCUUCGGCAGAAGGAAUCUGAGGAGACUAUCGGGAGGGAGGGGCGGCCCCUGCGAGGCGUGAUUGAACACAAAUCGGCAAAACACAGGCUCUGCGGGUGGAGGCAGGCCAGGGAGAGGGGAAGGGUUUUAAGGGAAUCAAAGUGGCCCCGAUUCCGGAUGUGAACUGCAUGCAAACGCUUUCCAAGCUUUCCGAGGAAGCUCCCGAUCCGUUCUCCGGGUGGGUGGAGAGGUCUGUUUCCCCAGCUCGGCGCUGGCCCUGCUCCCAGGCAGAGCCGUCGGGAGGCGUAUGGCCAGAAGAAGGAGCCGGAGGGAACCCGGAUACCAGCAUCCCCCUCCCCAACCUGCUGAGCACCGCCCUGGAGGGCGCCUGCGCCGGCGUGCUCGGUCCCCAGCAGGCUCUCCCCAUCCCUGUUUGAAAGCUGCAUCUCUGCCUCCUGCCACACAGCUCCCCCACUACAGAGGAUGCUUCCACAGCCCGUUGCUGCCGCCCCAUCAGCAGACGCAAAGGGAUCACCAUGACGACAACACAAAAGCCAGAGGGGCUGGGCCGCGCCCUCGCGGAUCCCGGCGGGGGCGCCUCCUCCCUUGCGCUCCUGGGGGGGAUUUUGGACUCCGUCAAUGGUACUUGGGGCAAGUCCUCAGGAAGGGAAGAGAUGGGGGCCAGGCCCUCGUGCAGCGCUCACACUACGAAGAACCACAAUGGUGCUGAAACUGUCACCCUCACUUGCCCUCGCACCCCCAGGCCCUCUCCCCUCAGGGCUCCCCAGAGCCCUGCGGAGAACGCUGUUUCUUAACCUGUACAGUUUUAAUGUACCGCAAAGACUCUCCAGCCCCCCUGUAUCAUACGUCUUUAAAUGGAUUCAACUUUUUAAUUAUAUAUAUAAAUAUAAAUAUAUAUAAAUAUAUAUAUAAAUAUAAACUUUUUAAAACUGUGAAAAAAGUUAUGAAAUUAUAAAGUGAACACGGUCUGACGUUUAGAAUAUUAUUUUUUAUUUCCUGUUGGAUUGUGAUUGUAAAGCAUUGGGCUCACGCACCACACUUCCACGCACACCCCGCACCCUGCCCUCCCCCACCCCCCAGGCCUAAAGUGUACUGUACUCACCCCAACAGACUGUGUGCGGACAUAGGGAGAAGAGAAGACUGAAAGCGAGCGAGAGUGAGCAAGCAAGCAAGCAAGCAACGGAUGGAGCACGCGUGCCCGUGCUCAACAGAAAGCACUUAUCUGCCCCAGCGCCUUCUAGGAAAACACAAGGGUUUGUCCAGACAAUCGCGAGGGAAGGAAAGCCAGACUUUGGUUUUGUUUGGGGGGGAUUUUUUUUGUUUUAAUUUUUUUUUUUGCAAUUUUGUUUGUUGGCGAAUUCUGUGUGAUCUUUUUUCAUAAAAAAAGAAAAAAAAAGAUUCAACUUGAGAAAAAAAAAACCCAA
Molecule: messenger RNA, 11929 nt
Organism: Monodelphis domestica (gray short-tailed opossum)
Lineage: Eukaryota; Metazoa; Chordata; Mammalia; Didelphimorphia; Didelphidae
Gene: TNRC18
Product: trinucleotide repeat containing 18
Molecular function (GO): chromatin binding
Source: RefSeq, a predicted model, not a curated record